UGGUGUCUCAUAGGACUCAUUGUGGCGGUGAUCGCCUAUUACUACAUUUCGUGGAGGAAUGCCUUCAACUAUUGGAAGGAUCGACACAUUUCUGGUCCAAAACCCAUACCUAUAUUCGGAAACCUUGUGAGAUUAACCCUAAAUCCUCGACAAUUAGUGGAGUUGGAGUGGUAUAAGAAUUACGGCAAAAUUUAUGGAUUAUACAUAUUAUCGAAACCCACGCUAACAGUGGCCGACCCGCAGCUCAUCAAACAAAUUCUGGUCAAAGAUUUUAAUAUAUUUCGUAACCGACCCAAAGUUUCCGGGGGUAAUAGCCUGGUCAUGUCACAUGCCAGGGAUGAGGACUGGAAGCGGAUCCGUGCGAUAGCCAACCCUACUUUCACGCCCAGAAAGAUGAGGAAAAUGUAUUCUCUGAUCGACCGGUGCUGCGAAGACUUCAUCGAUAGCCUCGAUAAGGAUGUGUUGAAUGGUAUGAAUGAAGUCGAGUUGAAGCAACUGAUGAGCGCCUACACUAUGGAUGUGAUCGCCAGCUGUGCCUUCGCCACCAAAACCAAUACAUACGCCGAUCCUAACAACCCGUUCACCACUAAAGGGGCCAAUCUAUCCAAUGCUCCCAUUUGGAAAAGGAUGUUGCAAAUGACCUUGCCCACAUUUAUUGUAUCCAGUAAUAUAUACCGUAAGAUUUUAAGCGCUGUUGGCUCUAACGCCACAUUUUUUGUCGAUUUCUCGCGAAGUCUUAUAAAGAAAAGGAGAAAUAAUAACGAAAAACACAACGAUUUUCUUCAGUUAUUAAUGAAUUCGGAGAGAAGUGAUGGCGAUAUCGGAGAGGCCAGUGAUGCCAAUGAAGCACAUCAUGUGAAUGAGGGUAAGGAUGAGAUGAAAGCCUAUGUCGAGGCCUUCGCCGGUGUGUUGGAGAAGACGUUGACUGAAGACGAGAUAUUAGCGCAA
This is a messenger RNA of Oppiella nova, 948 nucleotides long. The record is from the annotation of a GenBank genome assembly. NCBI's taxonomy places the organism in Eukaryota, Metazoa, Arthropoda, Arachnida, Sarcoptiformes, Oppiidae.